This is a messenger RNA of Seriola aureovittata, 1242 nucleotides long. RefSeq names its product regulator of cell cycle (gene rgcc). NCBI's taxonomy places the organism in Eukaryota, Metazoa, Chordata, Actinopteri, Carangiformes, Carangidae. The transcript has 5 exons. The record is from RefSeq and is a predicted model, not a curated record. The coding region runs from base 121 to 492 and encodes 123 amino acids. Gene Ontology annotation, biological process: regulation of cell cycle.
UCAGGAGCUGCAGGACUGUUGAUCACCGCGGGACUUUCACACUGAGGGACGUAAAGAUUCAAAUCGACAUUUUAAGGCUGAACUUUCAGGACGCUGCUGGAUAAUCUCAAACCUGGAAUCAUGAAGUCUCCAAAGCUUAAAGCUCAAGCGAAGUUCGUCAACGAGGAUCUGACCGACGUGCUGUGCGAGUUCGACGCGGUGAUCGAAGACUUCACGUCGCCGGUGGAGAAGCGACACUUCAGGUACGACGAGCACCUGAAGACCGUGAAGAGGAGGAGCAGCGCGAGCGUCAGCGACAGCGGCAUCAGCGACUCAGAGAGUGCAGAGUCUCUCAACAGAAACAGCUUCAGCUUCAGCGACGAGCGGCUCAACUCCCCCACCGUGCUCUCCCCCACCUCACCCCCUCUCAUGUCACCAAAACCCAGACUGGGCGACACCAAAGAACUGGAGGACUUCAUCGCCGACCUUGACAGGACAUUAGAGAGCAUGUGACACGGAGGCUGGCAGUCGUGCUGGAGCGCAGCCAUGAGCGAGGGAGGGAGUGGAUGCCUGGACUCCCCUUGAACAUGCACCUGCCCCCCCCCCCCCCCCCCCCCCCCACACACACACACACACACACACACACACACACACACACACACACACACACUGAAAACCACCCAACAGGAUACAGCUGGGUGUCACCACAACCGCCAGCGCUCCGCUAACUCCAGACCACCCGGCGACCAGCGGCUGUAUGGACGGCAUGAAAGGUCAAAAUUAGCAUCGCGAGGACGAGAAUACUCCUCCGCCACGAGGCGACGGACUCCAUGAAAAGUUGUGAGGAAUGACAACAUGGAAUAGACGCUACGAAGAGACACUGGAUCACUGACAAACCCCCGCCACCCAGACCAGGCCGCACUCCCUCAUCCUCUACUUGAGCUGGAAGAGUAUUUAAAAAAAGAAAAGGCUUUUUAUAAUAGAAAUAUAUUUGUAAUUUUAUAGAGCUUCUUAUUGUAAAUGUAUCUCUUUUUUUUGUGAAAUAUAUUUUUGUAUCUUAUGUAAAUAAUAAUUGUUCCAAAUUCUAUUUGCCUUGGUUUUAACAGGUCGGUCAGAUUAAGGUUUGACGCUCGCUGACUGGAGAAAAGUUGGUUACAGGUUUAAAUGUGAACUGAAAACUUAGAAAAAAACUGGAAAGCAAAAUGUGUAUUUAAUACAGCUAAUGCCAGAGACAAAAUUAAAAUAUGAAAUAUUGUUCUUUUA